Propithecus coquereli (Coquerel's sifaka) is the source of this 562-nucleotide messenger RNA. It is a transcript of the gene CMC2, whose product is annotated as C-x(9)-C motif containing 2. The transcript has 3 exons. The coding region runs from base 1 to 273 and encodes 90 amino acids. NCBI's taxonomy places the organism in Eukaryota, Metazoa, Chordata, Mammalia, Primates, Indriidae. The record is from RefSeq and is a predicted model, not a curated record.
AUGCGCCUCGGCGGCGGGGCUGGCCGCGUCAGCUGUGGAGGGGGCCGCGGCGUUCGCCGCCUGCGCAGCUACCAGGCUCUGGCCCCGCAGGCAACCGGCUCUCAGUGCAGGAGCCACAACAUUCUGAAAUUUUUUGGUCAUUGCAACGAUCUUGAUCGGAAGAUGAGAAAAUGCUUGAAAAAAGAGUACAUGGAAAAGAGGACCAAGAGCAGGGAGCUUGGUGAAGCGAUGCGAAAGAGACUUGUGAAUCCUCCAAAGGAAUCUGAAAAAUAAAUUAUAUUUCCAUUGGAUGCCUUGGCUGAGAGAAGACUCUUGGUUGAUAGCUGAAAGAAUCCUAUCUUAUUUGUUCUCCAGAAUCCUUUGAAUGGAAAGUGACCCGUGAGAAAUUGGACCGUGGAGAAAUAUUGAAAACCCUGGAUUCUGAAUAUCUGUUGGGAAGAGCCUUUAGUACCAUCCCUCCCCUACCAGCAAACCUGACUUCUACCAUGUUUCUUCCCUUUGUUUACAACCGGUUAACAUUUGCGUAACUUAACUUCCUCAAUAAAAUACUUUAUUUAAAUAA